Molecule: messenger RNA, 1974 nt
Organism: Microthlaspi erraticum
Lineage: Eukaryota; Viridiplantae; Streptophyta; Magnoliopsida; Brassicales; Brassicaceae
Source: the annotation of a GenBank genome assembly
AUGGCGAUUAAUGCGGCUAUGGCGUCUACAUCUCCAGCGGCGGCGUCUGACGUUUUCAAAGAACAUAUCGGCCUCCGGAGAUCGUUAUCAGGUCAAGAUCUCGUCGUGAAAGGCGGUGGAAUACGGAGAUCGAGUUCCGAUAAUCACUUGUGUUGUCAUUCCGGUAAUAACAACCGGAUUCGUGCCGUGUCUGCACGUCCAGGCUCGGGGAUGAGAAACAGCAGAUCUUUAGGAGUGUUCUCGUUUCAGAUGUCGAGUUCCAUAAUCCCGAAACCGAUCAAAUCGUUGCUGUUUGAGACGGGAACGUCUCAGGAGGAGAAAGAGAGUGAUGAGACUGAGAUCACUGAGCCAAGUUUAGACGCAGCCAAGAAAGCGAAUUGGGUCGAGAGGUUACUUGAAAUAAGGAGACAGUGGAAGAAAGAACAGAGAACGACAGAGAGUGUUGUAAAUGGUGAAGCUGCAGAGGAAAAUGUAAACGUUACGUGCGGUUGCGAAGAUGGAGAAGGCUGCGUUGCGGAUUACGGAUCUGAAAACGGCGAGUGGGAACGCGAAUCGUUUUCUAGGUUGCUUGUGAAGGUUUCUUGGUCUGAUGCAAAACAGCUUUCUCAGUUAGCUUAUUUAUGUAACGUGGCUUACACGAUACCGGAGAUCAAGGGUGAGGAUUUGAGAAGAAACUACGGUUUGAAGUUUAUUACAUCUUCGCUGGAGAAGAAAGCUAAAGCAGCGAUACUUAGCGAGAAACUUGAGCAAGACUCUACACGAGUACCUGAUUUGACAUCCCAAGAACGUCCUAAAACCGAGAAGCCUCAGCAACGAUCAUCUUCUGAUUCUGCUUACAAUAUCGCUGCUUCAGCCGCGUCAUACAUUCACUCGUGCAAAGAGUAUGAUCUUUCGGAUCCGAACAAUUUGGUUUAUAAAUCAGCGGCUGCGGCUCAAGCGGCAGCGUCUACGAUGACCGCGGUGGUUGCUGCUGGUGAGGAGGAGAAGCAGGAAGCAGCGAGAGAGUUGCAGUCGCUACAAUCUUCUCCUUGUGAGUGGUUUGUGUGUGACGAUCCAAGCACAUACACUAGGUGCUUUGUGAUCCAGGGAUCUGAUUCUUUAGCUUCUUGGAAAGCAAAUCUCUUCUUUGAGCCAACCAAGUUUGAGGAUACGGAUGUAUUAGUCCAUAGAGGAAUCUACGAGGCAGCAAAAGGAAUAUACGAACAGUUCUUACCCGAAAUAACAGAGCAUUUGUCUAGACACGGAGAGAGAGCUAGGUUUCAGUUUACGGGACAUUCUCUUGGAGGCAGCCUCUCGUUAAUAGUGAAUCUGAUGCUUCUCAGUAGAGGACUCGUUAGCUCUGCGUCCAUGAAACCUGUUGUCACGUUCGGUUCACCGUUUGUGUUUUGUGGCGGUGAGAAGGUUCUAGAGGAGCUUGGUCUUGACGAGAGUCAUAUCCACUGUGUGAUGAUGCAUAGAGAUAUUGUCCCACGAGCCUUCGCUUGUAAUUACCCUGACCACGUUGCUCUCGUCCUCAAGCGUUUGAAUGGGACGUUCCGUACACAUCCUUGUCUCAACAAAAAUAAACUGUUGUAUUCACCGAUGGGGAAAGUAUUUAUUCUGCAGCCGAGUGAGAGCGUGUCGCCGACGCACCCUUGGCUACCGCCGGGAAACGCUCUCUACGUUUUAGACAAGAGCAAGGAGGGUUACUCUCCCGCGGCGUUGCGUGGGUUUCUAAACCGGCCUCACCCGCUCGAGACGCUGAGUCAACGCGCGGCUUACGGCUCGGAAGGUUCGGUCUUGAGGGACCACGACUCCAAAAACUACGUCAAGGCCGUGAACGGAGUUAUCCGACAGCAGACGAAGCUCAUCGUUAGGAAAGUAAGGAGACAGCGGAGGAGUACGGUUUGGCCGGUGCUGACGUCAACUGAACGGAACUCUUGGAUAAACGACGGGAGCCUGACGGCAACAGAGGAGAUCAUGACACGUGUUUAG